Messenger RNA from Canis lupus familiaris (dog), 1207 nucleotides. RefSeq names its product chloride intracellular channel 3 (gene CLIC3). The record is from RefSeq and is a predicted model, not a curated record. NCBI's taxonomy places the organism in Eukaryota, Metazoa, Chordata, Mammalia, Carnivora, Canidae. The transcript is spliced from 6 exons. The coding region runs from base 426 to 1190 and encodes 254 amino acids.
CCCUGCCCAGGAGGUAGACAGAUGGGGAAACCAAGGCCAGGGCUAGGGUGUUUGCUUCUCCUACUCACUCCUCAGCUUUUUGGGCUGGGGACCCCAGUGGACAGUGGGGUGUUCACUGCAGGGAGGGCCGUGGGCUCAUGGCAGGACUGAUCCUGAUCCAGGGCAGCCCUGUGCCCAGGCUGGCUCCUUUCUCUCCCCACCUCUGAACCCCCAAAGCCCCCUGGGGCCGCAGCACCGGCAGCCCCCCAGUCACACCCCUGCACUUGGACACAGGCCCCAGAGCCCCAACGGCUGGCCUGCCUGCAAGGGGGGAUGACUCGGUGGGGCGGGCCCUGGGCUGGGGAGGGCGGAGCACCCCAGCUUUAAAGGGCUCCCCAGGCUCCCACCCCUGCCUCACUGCCUCCCACCGCGCUGCGCUCCUCACCAUGGCAGAGACUGCCAAGCUCCAGCUGUUUGUCAAGGCCAGCGAGGACGGUGAGAGCGUGGGACACUGCCCUUCUUGCCAGCGGCUCUUCAUGCUCCUGUUGCUCAAGGGUGUGCCCUUCACCCUCACCACGGUGGACACUCGCAGGUCCCUGGAUGUGCUCAAGGACUUUGCACCCGGCUCGCAGUUGCCUAUCCUUCUCUACGAUGGCGACGCCAAAACGGACACAUUGCAGAUCGAAGAGUUUCUGGAGGAGACACUGGGGCCACCUGAAUUCCCCAGCCUGGCACCUCGGUACAGGGAGUCCACCACGGCAGGCAACGACGUCUUUCACAGGUUCUCCGCGUUCAUCAAGAACCCAGUGCCCGCUCAGGACAAUGCUCUGUACCAGCUGCUGCUGCGCGCCCUCACCAGACUGGACGGCUACCUGCGCAGGCCCCUUGAACACGAGCUGGCACAGGAGCCACAGCUUCAGGAGUCACGCCGCCGCUUCCUGGACGGCGACCAGCUCACGCUGGCCGACUGCAGCCUGCUGCCCAAGCUGUACAUCAUGGAUACGGUAUGUACACACUUCCGCCAAGUGCCCAUACCCGCUGAGCUGUGCGGCGUCCGCCGCUACCUGGAGAGCGCGCUGCAGGUGAAGGAGUUCAAGUACACGUGCCCAUGCAGUGCUGAGAUCCUGGCGGCCUACCGGAUGGCCGUACACCCCCGCUAUCCCCUCCCCACUGCUGACCGCCACCCUGUCUGCUUUUCUACAGCCCCAUAAAGGCAUGUCUGCCCCAA